AUGGCCCCGCCACCGCCCCCCAAACGCGUCAUUCGUACCUAUGGAAGGCCGAAGGAGCUUGCCCUAGUAGAGACAGUUAUUGUUCCCACUAGGUCCUCGACCCCUCCUCUGAAUCGAUUCACGAGGCGCAGGUCGCCCUCGCCAGCUGAUGACGGAGCCAGCGACGCGUUGUUCAAGUACAGAGGAGGGAGCAGUAUACGCAGUGCUUUGGCGGCCAUAGACGCUCAGUACGACAGCGAAGAAGAAUCUCAGCCCGCGCCCCAACCUGUAGUGGAGAAAAAAGACGACACCACCACCUCUCCCAUCCAGGAUACCCAUGCCUCUUCUCCCAAUCCCGAGCGACAUUCCCCCCCUUCCACUUUCCUUCACAGAGACACCUCAAAUCGGGUGGCCUUUUCUGAUGACGACUCUGAUGCGGAAAACCAGACGUCACCAGCAAAGCACCCCAUCCAUACGCCCAAAUCUCGACGCUCUUCAACGCCACCGACUUCGGAUGAUGAACUGCCUGAGCGUUUAUCCGUUGGCUCAAAACCGAAACCCAAGGCCAAACCGGUAAAUUCGCGCGCACCUUUGGCCUUCAGAGCCGAUACAAGGAAAGUUGCGCCGGAGGGAAGCAGCAAAAAGCCGAAAAUCAAGGCUCCAACCAAGAAAGAGCUAGAUGAAACUAGACGAGAACGUGGCCGCAUUGCUGCCGAGACUAAGACUGGUCUGCAACGAGUGGAGAAGCCUGCUCGUUAUACCAUGAGCAAUCUUUUCCAGGGGCUGACAAAUCCAGGGUUGAGCGCACUUGGGCGGACUGCGUCGUUGGACGAUCCCAUCACCAACUUUUCUUCAUCUCCUCAGCCUCCCCCAAUUCCUAUUCCUCGCAAUGAGGACCAGAGUGUUGCGCCGCCUCCUUUCCUUGCGCCCGAGCCUCAACGGAAGUCAAGCGAUUUGCCCCCAUUGGACGAUUCAGAUGACGAUCUCCCGGAUGCGUCUAUUUUGCUGACAGAAGCCAAGCAAGGAUAUGAACGAGCUCAAAGACAGCAGGAAUUGGCAGACAAGAAGGCAAUGCUUGUUGCGCAACAACGAACCGCUCCUCCUCCUCAGCAUCUGGACGACGAUGACGACGAUUUAAUCGUCCAGCCCAAACCCAAGUCGUCGUCGUCGUUGGAGAAGAAACCACGACUGAGUGAGGCUCGCAAACGGCAAAUGCUGAUCGGCGAAUUCGGACGUGCAAGUGGCAGCAGAGGCAUAACUCAAAUGCGGGACCAAGUGAUGAAAGACUUGAAGAGACAAGUUCAGCGAGAUACGGCAAGCAUUGUCAACGAGAAAGAGGAUGAGUGGGCGAGGCGUGGAGGGACUGUCAUGACUACCGGUGCUAGUGCCGUGCAGAACAGUGUGAUGAUGGAUGAAGCCAUUAAAGCGAUUGCAGAGAGGGGCAAGAUCACUGCUGAAGCUCGGGAGGCAAGGAUGCAACUUGACCACGCUCCAAAUGACGGAGAUGACGACGAUAGCGACGAUGAAGACUGGCAGGAGGACGCUGGCGAUGCUGACAUUACGAUGGUGGAAGAGAAUGAAGAAGAAGAAGACAACGACGAAGCACCAAUUCAAACUGCCAAAGGUCGAUCCAAGCGACUAGUCAUAGACUCCGACGACGAGCAGGAGAAUGAUCAAGGAGACAAAGAAAACGACGGAAUGUCCAUGUUUGACCCAACUGCCGACAAGGAGAAUGAAGGUAUCCGACGACAGCCUCUGGGUUCAUUGCUGCGACCUAAACUCGUUGGCCGACAAAGCUCAUUACUUGGUCUUGAAGAAGGGUUUAGUCGGAGGAUGUCGAUGUCUCCUGGCGAUGUAGCUGAGGACGAAAACGAAAACGCCGAGAAUGUGCGACCGGAUAACAGGAGAGCUUUAACCAGAUUGUCGUCAGACGAAGAUCUGUUUAUUUCGGAGCCUGCUUCACACAACUUGCAGUUUGCGGAACGCCUAAAACGAUCAUCGCCAACGUCGACUCAGCCUGGCACACCCGAACUUACUCUUCGCCCAACAUUGGAACCAGAACCGUUUGGGGCGAAGUUGAAGUCGAUUGAAGGCUUCUCGCAGUUUUCAGAUGACGAUUCAGUGACGAAACCAACGGUGUUACAGCCAGGCUUCUCUGAUUUGUUCGAGGCUGGAUCAGAGCAGCAGCCACAACGACAAAGCGAAAGUCGAGGAGCGUCGUUUCGAGAUAAGUCACUGUUUGAUCAACUUCGGAAACCUGCAGUGUUCGGUCUCACUCAGGAUGUCGAGUUGCAGCCUGCAUUCGAGGUCGGAGACCGUCUUCGAGAGAAAGCGGACACGAUCUUUGCGAAGGAACAGGAAUAUUUGUUGCAAGCGGCCAACAAGAACACGGAGAACAGACAGCCACAAUUAUACGUGGAUGAGAAUGGAUUUCUCACUCAGACGCGACCUGACGGUGAAGAGGAACCAGAAUUGUACCAACCUUCAUCGCCGGUCUGGGACUCCUCUGCUCAGCUUUCGCCAUCUCUAUCUCACAUUCAACCUCAAACACAACCAGGCUCCACUUCUUCAUCUAGACAGGAUCCGACGUCACUGCGAAUUCCCUUGAGAACGUUAUCACUCAAGCCUGGCGACCUGGAAAGUCCAGAAUCUCCUGUACCUUCUCCUCGAAGGCGGCUGGUCAAGGGUCAACGACCUGUAUUCAGCCCACCUGACAGUCCCACAUUGAAGUCCUCGGUCAAUGUCUUUGAUGUGCUUCAGGGAAAGACCACGUCGCGCAAGGAGAAGAAACCGCUGCAAAAGUCAGAAUUCAUCGAGGGUGAGGCAGAGGAAUCUGAUGAUGACGAAGUAAUAUUUCGACGCUCUGGGGAUGGAGAAGAAGAGGAAGACGAUGAAGACCAAGACCAGUCUCUGCAAACACUAGUAGACGACCAGGAAAUGGAUGAAAACACCAUGGCGACAGCAGCUGUUAUCGAAAAGUUCCAGGAGCAUCAGCAUCAAGACGACCUUGAAAUCGAGAAGCUUCAUCAGGCUGCAGUUCACGGUCAAUUGCGCAAAAAGCGGCGCAUUGGUGUCGGGCUUGAUGAUAGUGACGACGACGACGAUAUCGAGGACUUCCGAGCGAAGCGAAUGCGGCGAGGUAUGGGCGAAGUUCGUAUCGACCGUGGCGACAUCAAAGACCUCGCUAACAACCCUUCCACUGUGCCGUUCUUCCAAGUAUAUGCAGACGAUUUGAAGCAUGGUGACGAACCCGAAUUUGCCUAUUUAUUGCAGGGAGAAUCCCAGCCCCUUCCCGAAGACAUUCCGAUGGCCAAUUAUGAGGAGGAAGGAGAGGGCGAAGAAGAGCAAGAAAUUGUAACAACAGCCGAAGUCCGGAGACGCGCCCAGGAGAUGGCUCGGAAUGGGGAAUUUGACGAGCUGCCUUCAAUGGAUGCGGAGGACAUUUCUUGGAUCGACAGACACUUGGAGGACGAUGAGGAAACACAGACUAAAAUUGUGUCAAUCGCGCGGAGGCCACAAAAACGGCCAAGCACGGACGCGCGCAAUGAGGAGCGACUGAGCAAAUGGCACAAGAAUGAAGCUCGCUCGUCGCGAAACGCGGGAACUGGACGUGCUUCAGGCAGCACAGCAGUCACAGCCCAUCGCCCGAGUGUCAAACCAACAGCCUCAACUUCAUCGGGUGUCAAGAAACCUGGUGAUGCUCGGAGACCAGUCAAGCACCAGGCGAGCGUUUUGGCGACUGUAGCGACAGACCGUAGCUCGCGAUUUUUGUGA
Mycena indigotica is the source of this 3753-nucleotide messenger RNA. Its product is annotated as MRC1 domain-containing protein. NCBI's taxonomy places the organism in Eukaryota, Fungi, Basidiomycota, Agaricomycetes, Agaricales, Mycenaceae. Bases 1 to 3753 code for a protein of 1250 amino acids. The record is from RefSeq and is a predicted model, not a curated record. The transcript has 9 exons.